Eleginops maclovinus (Patagonian blennie) is the source of this 2544-nucleotide messenger RNA. RefSeq names its product regulation of nuclear pre-mRNA domain-containing protein 1A-like. The record is from RefSeq and is a predicted model, not a curated record. Gene Ontology annotation, biological process: mRNA 3'-end processing. Bases 237 to 1097 code for a protein of 286 amino acids. Gene Ontology annotation, molecular function: RNA polymerase II complex binding. Lineage: Eukaryota; Metazoa; Chordata; Actinopteri; Perciformes; Eleginopidae. The transcript is spliced from 7 exons.
GAGCUGCUGUGCGGAAGCAGCUCCUGCAGGCUGCUGUGGUUUGCCCCAAGCUAACUAGCAGGCAGCCAGCCCUACACUACGGGGAGGAAGGCUGCAGCUAGUAAGCAGUAAAACCUCUCUACGUUUAACAUGUAAUUUGUAGGGCUUACAUUCCUAAAUUACUGGCUAACUUUCAGUUGACAACACAGCUGGGAGAACCCUGACGGCUGCCUCGCACUCCCUACGACCGUGUAAAAAUGUCAGCUUUCUCUGAGGCAGCUUUAGAAAAGAAACUAUCGGAGCUCAGCAACUCACAACAAAGUGUGCAAACGCUGUCGUUGUGGCUCAUUCAUCAUAGAAAACAUUCAAGGACCAUUGUCAGUGUUUGGAUUAACGAACUGAAAAAAGCUCCGGUAUCACGAAAGCUGACCUUCUUGUACUUGGCCAAUGACGUCAUUCAGAACAGCAAGAAGAAAGGACCAGAGUUCACUCAGGACUUUGCUCCAGUCAUCGUUGAAGCAUUCAAACAUGUAAACAGAGAUGGAGAGGAGGGCUGUAAGAAACAGUUGGGUCGGGUGUUGUCCAUCUGGCAGGAGCGAGCUGUGUACGAGAACAACCUGCUGGAUCAGCUCUCACAGGUCCUCUAUGGCGAAAAGAAGGCUAAGAAGAGGACUUAUGAGGAGAUCCGACCAGCUGAUGAGGACUUUGCUUCCCAGAGUUCCCCAACCGAGCCCCCACAGACAGCAGAGUUAAUCCGAGCCCUGCAAGAGCUGGAAAAUGCAGCCUCUGGCGACUCCGUGCUGCGUCAGCGUAUUUCCUCCCUUCCUGCUGAGGUGCAAGACACGUCGCUACUUCACAGGAUCACAGAUAAGGAGUCAGGAGAGCGGCUUUCCCGGCUGGUGGAGGAGGCCUGCAUGCUGCUAGCAGACUACAGCGGCCGCUUGGCUGCAGAGAUCGAUGAUAGGAGGCAGCUCACACGCACACUAACGGUCUUCCUGCAAAGCCAGAAGGACGGCCUGACCCAGAACGAGCAGAAACUUGAAGAAUACAAACGCAAACUGGCGAGGGUGACCCAGGUCCGUAAGGAGCUGCGAUCCCGUCUGAACAAUCUUCAAUGACGACUCCUCAUCUCUUAGGCUGACUGAAGUUUCUCCUCCUGAUCACCUACUGCUGGCCUCCCGCUACUGAAACUGCUCAACCUCUCUCCUAAAUAUUUGAGUGACUCUGCCAUAAUCCUCUGUUCUUAUUUUUGGAAAGUUUUGUCUGUAACACAUUAUUUAUCCACAUGGCUUCAAAUAACAGAAAUGUCUUCUCUUUUCUGUGUGCUCAUCUCUUUUUGCUGUAUGCUAUCAGUACUUUUUAAUUCAAGAUUCCUUAUCAUCAGGCCCUUCAUGCUUUGGCCCCUACAUUUCACAGCGUUAAAGUGGCAUGGGUGACACUGUUGUGAUAUUUUUGUAUUUAAAAUGACUGAAGAUAAUGCACAAGAGAAUAUCCCUUUAGUUUGUUUAUUUCUAAUCAUUUCUGGUGUUUUGGAUAACUGUCAUCAUUUUCUUUUACUAUACCUGUGCAAAUGCAUCUGUCUUUCUCUUGGUUAUAGAUCAGUGUUUUAUGGAGUGCGAUAAGUUCGCUGAUGUGAAAAGUGUACUUGUGAAACCAUAUUCUGAUUAGUUAGCCAUGUUUCUGAAAACAAACCAAAUUAUGUAAUUAUCAUUUACAUGAAGCCUCAUUGUGAGAAGAGUCAUUUAUGGGUCAUUGUACAAAUUUGCAUUGGCAUGUAAAUGAUGGGAGUUAUACAUGUAAGUUCUGGUGGUGAUGGGGAAAUAGUCAUCAAAAUACCAUGCCCGGCCAAAAAAAAGGUCACAAGCCUGUGGGGGGAAGUGCUAUGAUCUGGGGUUGCUGCAGUUGGUCUGGUCUAGGUCUACCUGAAUAUACUGAAUGACCAGGUUAUUCCAUCAAUGGAUUUUUUCUUCCCUGAUGGCAUGGGCAUGUUCCAAGAUGACAAUGGCAGGAUCCAUCGGGCUCAAAUUGUGAAAGAGUGGUUCAGGGAGCAUGAGACAUCAUUUUCACACAUGGAUUGGCCCCCACAGAGUCCAGACCUGAACCCGAUUGAGAAUCUUUGGGAUGUGCUGGAGAAGACUUUACGCACUGGUCUGAAUCUCCCGUCAUCAAUACAAGAAAAAAAAAAAAUUAAUGCAACUCUGGACAGAAAUAAAUGUUGUGACAUUGCAGAAGCUUGUGGAAAGGAUGCCACAGCGAAUUUAUGCCGUAAUCAAAGCUAAAGGCGGUCCAACGAAUAUUAAGUGUGACCUUUUUUUUGACCGGGCAGUGUACAUUACUGAAGUUUCUCUCUUAACAUCUGUAUUGUUGCUCAGACCUCCACUGUCCUGAAAGGAGUCUGUUUACUGUAUCAUACUGCUUCAUAGAUUUAUCCUUAAGUCCACACUGAAUGCUGUGCUGAUGCCUCACACAGCUUGAUAGGUGCCCAAAGCCAGACUUAAGCUAGUUGUUUUUGUACAUAUGGAUUAAAUUCUUCUUAGAACCAAAUAAACAGAAAAUCAAAAAAUA